UGUAGUUGAGCAGUUGUGAGUUUGUGUCUCUGUAUUCAUGCAGUAAAAUGGCAGAAGCCAGAAUUUCUCAGGAUGAGUUCAUGUGUUCAGUGUGUCUGGAUUUCCUGAAGGAUCCAGUGACCACUUCUUGUGGACACAGUUACUGUAAGAUCUGUAUUACAGGCUGCUGGGAUCAGGAGGAUCAGAAGAGAGUCUACAGCUGCCCUCAGUGCAGACAGACCUUCAGUCUAAGACCUGCUUUAGCUAAAAACACCAUUUUGGCUGAAAUGGUGGAGAAACUGAAGAAGACUAAACUUCCUGCUGACUGUUACGCUGGAGCUGGAGAUGUGCAGUGUGACGUCUGUACUGGAAGAAAACACAAAGCUGUCAAAUCAUGUCUGGUGUGUCUGGAGUCUUACUGUCAAGCUCAUUUUGACCGUCAUGAGAAAUUUCACUCACGUAAGCCACAUAAAGUGACUGAAGCUACUGGACGACUGCAGGAGAUGAUCUGCCCGAAACACGACAGGAUCCUUGAGGUUUUCUGCCGCACUGAUCAGAAGUGUAUAUGUGUGCUGUGUACGAUGGAUGAACAUAAAAACCACGACAUUGUAUCAGCUGCAGCACAGAGGACAGAGAAACAGCUGAAGGAGACGCAGAGGUGGUUCCAGCAGAGGAUCCAGCAGAAAGAGAAAGAUCUUCAGCAGCUGAGAGAGGCUGUGGAGUCUCAUAAGCGCUCUGCACAGACAGCAGUGGAGGACAGUGAGAGGAUCUUCACUGAGCUCAUCCGCUCCAUUGAGAGAAGCCGCUCUGAGGCCACACAGCGGAUCAGAGAUCAGGAAAAGACUGCAGUGAGUCGAGCUGAAGAACGACUGGAGCGACUGGAGCAGGAGAUCAAUGAUCUGAGGAGGAGAGACGCUGAGCUGGAGCAGCUUUCACACACACAGGAUAACAUCCAUUUCCUGCAGAGUUUCCAGUCUCUCUCAGCUCCUCCUGAAUCUACAGACGUAAAUGACGAUCCCUUCAGUUCUCUCUCCUCUUUUGAUGUUGUAAGAGAAUCUGUCCUUCAGCUGAGAGACAAACUGGAGGAUUUCUGCAAAGAGGAGCUGAAGAAGAUCUCUGACAGAGUCACUUUCACCAACAUUAUUCCCAGAACCAGGAACGACUUCCUACAAUGUAAGUCACUAAGAAAACAAGCAGAGAAACUCACUGUCUACUCUUGUGUGCAACUAGACGAGUAGAUGCAUGUAUAUUUAUUAAACGGUUAGUUCACCCCAAAAUUAAAAUUCUGUCAUUUAUUACU
Molecule: messenger RNA, 1279 nt
Organism: Megalobrama amblycephala (Wuchang bream)
Lineage: Eukaryota; Metazoa; Chordata; Actinopteri; Cypriniformes; Xenocyprididae
Product: E3 ubiquitin/ISG15 ligase TRIM25-like
Exons: 5
Coding region: 48-1217 (389 amino acids)
Molecular function (GO): zinc ion binding
Source: RefSeq, a predicted model, not a curated record